Hyaloscypha bicolor E is the source of this 1620-nucleotide messenger RNA. RefSeq lists its product as uncharacterized. The record is from RefSeq and is a predicted model, not a curated record. Gene Ontology annotation, biological process: transmembrane transport; carbohydrate transport. The coding region runs from base 1 to 1620 and encodes 539 amino acids. The transcript has 4 exons. Lineage: Eukaryota; Fungi; Ascomycota; Leotiomycetes; Helotiales; Hyaloscyphaceae. Gene Ontology annotation, cellular component: membrane. Gene Ontology annotation, molecular function: carbohydrate:proton symporter activity.
AUGUCUUCUCCUCAACGAGCUGGAAGCGUCUCUACAGUACGGACCUAUGCGGGUCUCAAUGGCAGGCCACUCGGUCUGCUCAUCUCUACCAUUGCAACUACUGGAUUUCUGCUUUUCGGAUACGACCAGGGCGUCAUGAGCGGCAUCAUCUCCGCUGACCCAUUCAACAACUACUUCCCAAGCACGAAGAACAAUUCAGUUUAUCAAGGGUUUGUAACGGCUAUCUACGAAAUUGGAUGCUUGAUUGGGGCAAUCUUCAUCCUUUCGUUCGGUGACAAGACUGGUAGAAGGAGAGAUAUGAUGCUUGGGGGGUUCAUUAUGAUAACUGGUGUGAUAAUCCAAAUUACUGCCGUCAAAGGACACAGAGCCACUGCCCAAUUCAUCAUCGGUCGAACAAUCACUGGGGUUGGAAACGGAAUCAACACUUCGACCAUCCCGACAUACCAAGCAGAAUGCAGUCGAACCGCAAACCGAGGACUUCUCAUCUGUAUCGAGGGAGGGGUUAUCGCAUUCGGUACCAUGAUUGCCUACUGGAUUGACUACGGCGCGUCAUAUGGACCUGACAACCUAACUUGGCGAUUUCCAAUCGCUUUCCAAAUUGUCUUCGGCAUUAUCCUCAUCGCGGGAACGUGGUUUCUUCCGGAAUCACCUCGAUGGCUCCUCACGAAAGACCGCCACGAAGAGGGCAUCAACGUUAUCGCUGCCCUGUCAGGACUCGAGACUACCGACCCCGAGACGCAACUUCAGCACUCCUUGAUCAUCGACAGCAUCAAAGCCAGCGGCCACUCUGGAGGCAAGACCCCUAUGUCUGCACUCUUCACUGGUGGCAAGACUCAACACUUCCGCCGCAUGCUCCUCGGAUCCUCCUCACAAUUCUUUCAACAGUUAGGAGGAUGCGUAAACAUGAUCGUCUACGCCAUAUUUGCGACCGUCAGUUGGUUCAUCAUCGAGCGAGCCGGCCGCCGCAAGCUCUUCCUCGUAGGAACAGUCGGUCAAUGCCUCUCCAUGGUCCUCGUCUUCGCCUGCCUGAUCCCCAACGGGGGCAAAGGACCAUCCGCCAAGGGGGCUGGCGUGGGCCUUUUCACAUACAUCGCUUUCUUCGGCGCAACAUGGCUGCCUCUCCCAUGGCUCUACCCCGCCGAAAUCAACCCUCUCCGCACCCGUGCAAAAGCCAACGCCGUCUCCACUUGCUCCAACUGGCUGUUCAACUUCCUAAUCGUCAUGGUUACACCACUCUUCUUCGCUAUCGUCAACGCUUGUUUCCUCCCUAUCAUCUACUUCUUCUACCCGGAGACUAAGAAGCGCUCUCUUGAGGAAAUCGAUCUCAUAUUUGCGAAGGGGUAUCUGGAGAAGAUUUCUUAUGUCCAGGCAAGCUUUGAUAUGCCGUUCUUGAGUGAUAGGGAGGUUGAGGCGAUGGCUAGGGAGUAUGGGUUUGCGGAUAGCGAUGAGGAGGAGAAAGUUGGUGCGAAGUUAGAAGGAAAUAGGGAGGAUGGUGAAGGGAAGAAGAGUAGAGAUGAGGAGAAGCCGAGAGAGACAAUGGGGAGUGGGAGUGCGAGGAGUGAUAGUGAUCGGACACUGCAGAUGCAUGAUGAGCAGGAGGGAGGCUUCAAGAAUGAUUAG